AGAUUUCUAACAUAUUGUGACUCGCGUUUCUUUUGUUUCAUAGCUAAAAGAUUCUAUUAUUUUGACCCAGACAUUAAAUAGACGCGUGUGCAGUUAUUAACUAAUCAAAUCUUAUGAACUCCUCUCAACCCGCACAGACUUGUUUAAAGGAUUUUGCGUAUUUCUGGACAUAUGCAUAUGUUAGCAUUGGGGAGAGGAGCAUUAUACUUAAUGCAUUACUACUCGUCCUUCACAGCCACACCCUAAAAUGACAAUGCUUUCGUUUACUGUGGAAAUUACACGAAUAUUCAAAGGAGUAUAACAACAACUAAUUAAUGAAGAAAAUUAAAUAUUAUUCUUCAGAAUAGGCGAUAGCUAAUGAAUUCGGCAUGCUUGAAACGCUCGGAGUCGUUAAAAAUAACAAAGUAGUUCGAAAUUUUUGUACACAUUCUAUAAAAGAUGACCACUGAAACCUAUUCGGAUCUGACGUAUGAGCGAGGGAAGGUGUCUAAAAGAUCUCUACGACCAAAAUUAUUAAAAUUGACAGAUGUGACAAUUCCACACCGCAGUCGGAAAAAGAACAAAGUUAAGACGAAAGACCGCUCAGCCACAUCGGUACGGGAAAGGAUCUACGAUGAUCCAGCCUACACGGAGGAUAUAAGCCAUUUGGCGAAUCCUAUGCGCCGCAGUAGCAUUUCCGGGAAAACAUUAGUGGAUCACAAAGCGAGAUCUGAAUCACACGGUCAUCAUUUGUCCAACAGUCUGCUGACAAAGAACCAGCUAACCAAGGAGCUGAAGCAGUAUGUGGCGGAAAAGCAGGGCACCAUUAAGGUACAAAACCCUUCCUCUGCUGUGCCCGGCAGCACAGCCAUCAGCUUAAAUUUCGAUUGCGAUUCGAGCAGCUCCGACAAUGAUGCACUGGAGCCAAUCAAAGGCGGAAUGACUAGACGGGUGCGCAGUCUAGAGCGCUGUAUGGCCGCCACGGCCCCGGAAAGAGCGGAAAAGAAGGGAACCCAGAAACGCAAUUCAAAACAGAAGCGGAACCUUAGCCUUGACAACAACAUCCAUUUGCCACCAGGUCAACCGCAACGGGAGGCUAGAGCUGCUGGUAAGCAUCCACACGACGCUGAUUUCCGAACUCGCAAGGAGCGAAAUCGGAAGCAUUAUAACGAGGGCACCGCGGAAGUUGCUUCUAAUGAAAUUAGUGAACUAGAUGACGGAUACUCUGCUCGGAGUUCGGUUCAGGACUCCGCCGCCACAGUACCUGCAGACUCUCCCGCUGGCGCGGUUAAGGUUGCUAUUGGCAAACGUUUUCUGCGCGGCGAAAUUGGAAUUAAAAGCUUUAAUUAUUAUUUGAUUAAGGAGGGCUUAAAGACCUCAAAAAAAAUAGUUGACAAACAACGAAAUCCGGCUGGCAAUUGGAAGACCUCCCUCAAGACCGAUAGGCGACAUUCCCGCAGCGAAGAGAACAUUUACGAGGAGAUUUUCUUUAAGGAAACGGCCAAUCCAUCGACAUCGUCAGUCACUGGCUCCGCCACCGGCGUACCAGUUGUCUCCGCGUUAUCUGACAAAAAAUCUCAAAUUCAUUACCUAGAAAAAAGCGGGAUUCAGCCACAUGGAGUGGGAGCAACCAUCGAUGGAGACGAAAGCGCAAACACAUUAGCAGACUGCGAGAUCUGCAUGGAGCAGUGCAGCAAAGACAACUGUGAGUACUGCUUGGCACACGAUGGACAACAGGCUAGUGAAAAGCUUAAGGCGGUCCAGCCACAACGAGAGCAGUACAUCACCAAAGGACAGCACCAAGACAGCUCCAUGGAAUCGCGAACCUUUUCCAAUGCUUGUCCUGGGGUCGGGUUACCGGCUGCCCAUAUUUUAGAGUUUCAGUCCUACAACCCCAAUAAUCCGGGCGUGUAUAAAAUAGAAACGACACCAGUGGCCAUAACAGGCGACUACAACCCUAUACUCCAAUUUCAGCAGUCUUCAGCCACUACGUCCACCUCAAAUACUACCACUCCCAGUGAACAGCAGCCGAUGCAACAACAGCUCUAUGAUGGCUUCUAUCUUUCUCACCAGAACCAGAGACCGUAUCAGUCGCCUAUUGUUGGUAACCCACUUCCAAGUCACUAUGCUACCAGUGGAAGUUUGCUUUUGGCCAAGGUUUCAGGGGCCACGCAUGGUUCCGCCACCCCUCCUCAGCGAGCCCAGCAGCACUACAUAGUGGGAUAUCAAAAUGGAGGAGGGUCAGUCGCUGGAGCAGCAUCCUUACAGAGACUUAAUACGAAGUCCUCCUCCUCCAGUGACUCGCUUCCAUAUCAUAAGUAUAAUACCAUGGCCCGACUGGAGGCAAAUGUAUUCGCAGCACCUGCUACAGGAGACCUAUACUACGCAGUUGGCGGGACGCAGCCGCUGCAUCCACUGAUAUAUGCGGCUAACCGACCUAUUGGAGGAUCCCAGAUCUUGGUAGAUCCUUACGACCCCCAGAUAUACAAGAGCGACUCCAAGGCCUCUAUUCUCAGCGAGUUUUCGCUUCGCAGCAGCGAUAAUUCUCAGCGCUAUGCUCGGCAUCCUCAUCGGCGUCAUGGCGGACGUGUCAGUGACUCGAGUCUCUUUUCAGUGUAUUCGAACUCUGGCCAGAGGCGGUACUUUGGAAGCUCAGAGAGCAGGUUCGGAUAUGAUUGCCGGCGCUGCAGUCUGGAUGGUGUCAUCGGCAUUGGGUCUAGGGUUGGAGUUCCCAUCGCAGCUCCCGAUAAGUGCAGCUAUUCUGACAACUGCCGAUACGAGUGUCGAAAUUGCGAUUGUUCGUCAAAUUACUUUAGCUCAGACUUUGACGAUGUAUACGGGUCCAUAGCUCAGGGUGGAAGCAGCGGCAUACCGCGAAAGACUGCUGCCGGGACUUUGCCAUCCAGUGCGCAAGACGAGACCAUGCAGCUUCUGGAAAACGUUUCACCAUCGAUGGAGCAGCAGAAGUACGCACCGCCGCUAGAUCUAAAACAGAACAAAUAUGCCCAGGAUUUUUUUAAACAUGUUAAUGAUGUUAAGCGCAGCAUUUAUCAGUCUGAAAUGCAGAGAAAUAAUAGUUUGGAAUCUGCCAUGCGGAGUCCAAGAGCUACAAGCAGCACAACCAGCAAUUCCAAAGUGGUUACCAAACGGACCGCCAUCCAGGAACCCAGAGAAGAACCCGUGGUAACAACUCUUCCGUUAAGCAGGGGGCGGCAGGCUGCAGGAGUUAAGCCAACGCCUGCUCCAAGAACUAGUCUGCGAGCGCAGACACCAUUACCUGAGUGCUCUGUACCAAGGGAUCCUACUCCAAGCAAGCGCAAAAGUCAAUCCACUGGACGAAAAGAAUAUCCAUCUCUAGACCGACUGGUAGCGUCUUCUACGGGAACUAUUCCCAAAGCGCUGCACAGGAAUACGGCGGAGGCAGCCUUGCAAAGCCCGACGAUGACUCAAAAACCUAGUUGUUCCGAGGCUCCUAUUGCUGGUGAAAAAAUAAAACCUGUUGAAGAGCACUUAUCACAAUCUGCGGCCAAAAGACAUCAUCGCAUAAGCGGAUCAAAAGCCCAUCAAAAUACACCUGGGCCCAGCUUACGCCGUAAAGACAUUCCAGCCCCUCCACCGCCUUCUCCAGCUACUUAUUCCGACCUUCAGGAGCUCAAGGCAAAUAUGGAGGGUCUUCAGGACGAUACGAAUUCUCGAAGUUUAGAAGGAGACACACAUAAUUUAAUAGCUGGCGAACAGUCGGAUCAAACUCAGAAAAAUUGCUCAAUCGGUACUCUAACUAGUGCCCUAGAGGCAAGUGCAGCAGACACAGAUGACAACGACGUAUUUUACGAUGCGCGCAGCGAGGAUUCUGUUGGUGGUAUCUUGCCUUCGGAGGCUAGUGACAUUUUAAAAAUGAGUCCCUCUCACGUGAUGACAUCCUCACAGGCAGUUAAGGACUUUGCUAGCGAGAAUAGCAAGGCCGUGAUAGACAUCGAAGAAGCGAAUUCCGCCGAGGAUAUCGAUUCUCCGUCUCCUGCUGCCCAUGCGCCAGUAGGACGAGAGCGAGCGCCAAUCGACGGCAGGCCGGAAGACAUUGCUAUCAAUAAUUGCAACGGCAAAGCUGAGACCUCCAAUCGAGGGGUCGGGAGCCCAGCUGAAGCCGGGAGCGAGCAAAACUCGGUCACACGCUGUCGUCCAAUCUCUCGCCAACCGUCGUCCAUAGACACUGUGGGGGAAGAUGGCGAAAAGGCAACCAAAACAAAACACGAUGCUUCACCAGAUAUCCCCAGCCAACAUGUUGGUCCAACAUGUGUGGAGGGGCAACGCACAGCGGCCUCAGCAACAAAUGUUGCUCGCAGAAUCUCAACAACCACCAACGCUGGAAACACGAACGCCAGCACAGUCAAGUUGGAGCUUAGUUGCAAGACGGGAAACACGGAUAGCGCAACGCUUGCGGUAGCGCACAGUGACAAGACGCCUGAUGUUACCAAUCAGAAUCUAACACAUCCGAGACCACUAACCCGCCAGGACUACGCCUGCUUCGACUCCAGUGAGGCACACUCUGACGAUAGUCACCUGACACGCGAUUCCAUUACCAGGGAGUCCCAGAAUGAUGAGCUCUCUUCAUCAACACUUGAGAAACUAGACGUUAGCACUCUACCGCUGCCCGCUCUCCCCAAGCGUCGCCGCACUCGUUCCCGCACCAGUCCCUCGAAAAAUCGACAGCAGCAGCGUCAUGAAGGCAUCGAAGACUCCAAUGCGGUCGAUGAAACACCGGCAGCAGCAGUUCAAAAGCCGGCGCAGCCUCGUCAUCGAACAGUCACUUCAGAACUAAGCCUGCCAAAUAGCAACACAGUUGGUCAGGAUCAGAAACACCUCUCCGCCUUUCAGCAGUACGUUGCGAAGCGACGAGAGAGUCUCGAGACAUCCAAUCGUUGUUUUAACGAGAAACUCGAAAGGCGCAGAAUGCACUACCAUAUGGGUGGUGGUAUCGCCAGUGGAAACGACGCCUCUACUAAUUUGAAGACUGGCUCAAACGGAGUACCCACUUAUCUUUUUGGAGAACAUUUCCACCGGGUGAGCGGCUAUGGCCGGAAGUCCAUAUCGCCCGCGACAAACAAGGAGGAAAUAUUCCUGAACAAAUCCGGCUGGGUACAGGUCAACACGAUGCGUGGAAGUAACAAGGAUGACAAGGACAUUAGUCAACUCAGCUAUGGUCAACAGAAUGGAGGAAGCAUUUAUCCAGACAAUGCUCGUGCACAAAAUUCGGCGAGGGUGACUCUUCCGGAUCGUGGGCAACGCUCAGAGCUGGCACGGCAGUCAUUUAUCAAUCAGCACCAGCAACCCAAUAUAAGCCUAACUGAGGCCAAAUUUGUCGGCUCUAAAGUGGAGGAGUUGAUUCAGAGAAACGAAGCUCGUCUUAGUGGUUACUCCUCACGGGACCCUGCCCUCCGCCCGGGCUAUCGGAUUAUCGACCCACAACUGGCCAACAUUCUUAAUGAGCGCCCAGGCUUUUUGCCAGUAAAGAGCCCGAACGAUCUGGACUCCCCCAUCACUCCGAUUUUGUCGCCACCACUCGCAUUUCAAGACAACAGCCGAAAUGUUCGGCGACCGGAACGUCGAAAGACAGUUAGCCAGCAAGUACCCCUGCCUUUACCAGUGCUGUUCCAGCCACAGGCCCAAUUGGCCACUCAGCCCCAAAAUAAUGGGUCCGCCAAAGGCAUGGUUUUCUCUCGCAGUUUUGAGUAUGACACACGUCGUCCCACGCCCACCGACAGCUAUGUAGAGACGUUUUCCCGCAGCUUUGACGGAAACCUGUCAGAGCGUCCGCUAAACCUGACCGUUAUAGCGGCCAGCAGGCAGCGCUCGCCCAAUUUCAGCACUCUGACCGGCAACUCACCCAACUAUCUGACUAAGCGGGAAAGUGGCGGUGGCAGCAGUGGCUCCCUUCGCAGUCGCGACAACUCUCCCAAAUAUCUGCAUCCGCAGACGACAACGCCCCACUUGAGUGCAUCUGUCAAGGAGGCGCCUCCUGUCUACAGCUCUGCUAUGGCCACCGGGAGCAAGGCCAAGUAUUCACCGCGCUCUCGUCAUGAACGGACUGCAGAGCGUUCCAAGGUCCACGCUAUUGGACGUUCUCGUAAGUCCCAGUUUAACCGCGUGGGAAGCGCCGGACCUUUGUUGGCGCAUUCCAAUACAAGCAAUAUAGGAAUGUCCCGUUUUCGAAGCUUUGAUACGUCCAAGAACCAGCGCCUCAAUUCUUGUGACAGUGGCGCAAGAUCAGAUCUUUCCAAUGAUGAGUUGGACAACGAAGAUGGCGGCUUAAAUGAGUUUCUCUCCACGGGCAGCCAAAAGUUUCCCAAAGCCGGAUCGUGUAGUGUCAGCAUCUCGCCGUUCAAGAUGCAGCGCCAACGGUCCCUGACACCAGAUCGAAACGACUCCCACAGCUCGUCCAGUAGUUUACGAAAGCAACGAUCACUGACCCCGGAAUCCAUGUCCUUGACUCCAGAAGAGCGGCGCAAGAAGGGAUCCCAGCUUUGUUUAAGCGGCUCUCGUCAGAACUUUAGUUCCAGAAGCAACACUUUAGACGUCCGCCAGCGGCACGAGGAAAAAACUCCAACCAACAUAUCAAGAAGCUCCUCCAGCUCAAGUUACAGUGGCGGCGACUCCAAGGAGCCCCUCAAUACCGGUAUAAACUCGACUGUAGUAGCCUCGUCCGCCGUUCCUGAAAGUAGUUCAUCCAGCCAUCGUCGAACAAUGUCCAAUAAAAAAGCGGAGCAGGAGCACCUAAUUCGACGCUCGAGAUCCUUGCAACUAAGCGAGCGCUCUCCGAACCGAACGCAUAAAUCGAUUGUUAACGUUGGUGCUGUGUCCCCGCAUCAGCAGCCCCUACAUCGCUUGUCAGGAAGUAACUACUUCCCUCCCGCCAUUCGAGCCUCUCCAGCUGGGGCUAAGAUCCAUGUCAACUCUGUGGCAUCCAGCAACUCGAUCAGAGUGCGACAAAGCGAUGCGGACAAAGCGCUGUCUUUCGACUUCGACUACAACAACUACCAUCGCAGAGGAGGGGCAAAGGGUUCAGUACGGACUGCUCAGACAAGUGGGAGCGGAGGGGACAGUGGACAGCCCCGCUCCUUUGACGACGACCUUUGUGAAGCUGUGCUAAACAACAACAACGGAAGCAAUAUAGGCGUAAGCGGGCAACGUUUCCAACAACAUGCUUCCGAUUCCGGGCACGCGUCCGUAGCCUCCACGUCCUCGUCACGCAUGCGGAAAUCCAAUUCGCCCGGAAACGCAUCAGCCAUAGACGCAUCACGAUCUCCUCUGUCAUCGGGGUCGUCAUCUAACAAUGUCCAGCAGCCAGUUAGACAAUCGGGUAGUCCUCAGAGCUAUGGAACACGCCUUUGCGAUCACGAGCUUACCUAUGAAAUGCUGCGAAAAUCACCGAUCAUUAACUUCCGCCGAGGAGACAGCGGUGACUUCGAGAUGCCGGUGAUGCUUCGGAAUCGUGAAACCAUCAACUCUGGUGGAAACAGCGAGCUCAACUUUAUGAGCAACGAAACACGAAUCUACGAACACCCUACAACGGUAUUAAAGCCGCAGCGCUCUAUCCGCCAAAGUCCAGGAUCACGGGACGACCUUACCCUUGAGGUCGCGGUCGGAGUGGGUGGCGACUACACUUACAAGCAGCCAGCUACUCAACCGCAUAGCAGCAGCAGAAACGCAGAGUACCCAAAAACGGCAACCACCAAAAGCUGCAGCAAAACAUUGGAUACCUGCGACUAUUGGCCACGUUGCUCGGCCUGUCAGGAAAGGAGUUCACUCGGAGAAAUAAAAAAAGAUCAGACCACGUCCAGCGCAUCUGUCAUCGAGCUGGAUCAUUUGCAGCCCCAUGUUACAUCCGUGGCCGUUAACAAAGAUACUUCAGUUCUGAGCAAAAGGCAGUCACGUGUGGAAAAAUCAAAUUCGUCGUGGACCCUUUUGUGUAGCAGUAUCGCCAGCGUGUGCCUUCUUUUGGACCAGACAGAAAGCGACUUGAAUGCACACCAAGGGACAGCAGAGAAGAACAUCACGGCCAGAAAUGUUGUAAACGAAAGUCAUCACUGGAUGGGUCGCAGUCGUUCUCUGCCAAGUCUGAUGCUACCGGGAUUCCAAAUCGCGGGAAUUCCCCGAACUGGAAACCACGGAAUAAAGACAAACGCAGGAUUCGCUGGUAGCUUGUCACAGCAAAUAAAGGCUGUCUCCAGUCCCACACUGACAGAACCGCUCUCAGAACCACCGCUACAGAAGCAAAUUGAUGCCACGGAUGUUCCUGUCACAGGCAUCACUGUCGAAAGUGCAUGCGGAGGUCUGGGCGUCUUGCAGAAGUUUAAGCGCACUCUGAACAAUUUGAACAGCAAGAAUCAAAUGCACAUUUCUCCGUUGUCCCUAACGGCGACAGGCAGCAAUCUGCCAAAGAUUAAGACAUUGCCAACCGCACCGACUGUAUCCAUCACAGCUCCAGCGACGACAACUGGCGAGACUGGAGCAGAAGGCGGAGAUGCAAGCUCCGGAAAGUACCGAUUUGGACCUCUCAUCUGGCGAACUUCCAAAGAGCGCCGAAAGACGAAGUACAACCGUCGGGACAAGUGCAAUUCCGGCGACUCGGGCAUUCAGAUCGAGUUAGAACAGGAUGAGCAAUACUCCCGCGCCAUAGUCAUGAGCGGCCAAGGAGAGACGAGCGUUUCAAUAUCUACAAAUGGGACGUCUAGCAUCGCGGACACUAAAAUGAGAGCAAUACGUCGAACUAACUCCGCCAAGGCAAGCAGCAUUUUGGGACCUUUUAUGAUUAGAACCAAAAUCGCUAAGAAUAUGGAUAUAAGGGAGUCUAACAAGGUUGAACGCGAAGCACCGGCGUCUUUGCCCAUGCGAUCGCUUAGCCAGCCAAGUGGCCUAGAGUCCUACGGCAUGAGUCGUCCCGACCUUGAGGAUAGCGAUAGUGACAGUGUCGCAUCAAACGAGGAAGUCAGCUACUACCAAACUAUUUAUGCGGAGGUUCUCUACAACUUCACGGCCGGCGGACCGCAAGAACUGGGCUUGGAGCGAGGAAUGCUUAUUGAAAUUUUGCGCAAGGAAGUUGGACCCUGGUGGUUCGGUCGAAUUAAGAAGGAGGAAACCAAUCUCGUAGAAGACAUUUUGGGUCCUGAGCUUGGCUGGUUCCCCAAGGAGUUUGUGCGAGUUAUUCACUAUCCUGAGACGGAUCUAUUCUUUAACGCGCACAGGGCCGGUGUCGCUGAAGCUGAAGAGGCUGGUGGAGAUGAAGAGUCAAUUCCUGUUCCUGUUUCAACAUUCGCCGAGGACACAGACGUUAUCGUGACCACAAAUCAAAGCAACGUUACUCUUAUUGUCAUUGAAUCACCUACGACCUCGCUAUGCGCUUCUGGUGUCGAUCCAAUUGCCCAGCUGGACCACAACACUAUGCUACGCCGAAGCGCAGUUCGUGAACUGCUUGAUACGGAGGUCAACUAUGUCAAACUGCUGGCAGCCAUUUGUGAUGGGUACCUGCCAGCCAUGAGCAAGCGCAUCGAUAUAUUCUCUCCAAAUAGUAUUCGUCUGAUUUUUUCCAAUAUAAUGGCCAUUUAUAAGUUCCAGCGAAAGUUUCUGGAGGCCUUGCGGCGAGGAAUCGAUCAAAACCAGAUUGCUAAGGUUUUUCUCAAAAUGCACAAAGGGUUUCUAUGCUAUUCCACAUACUGCAACGCAUAUCCCCGAGCCCUAAUUGAACUAGAGACUUACGACCGUGUAAAAGACGCUCGUACUAUUUUGGACAAUUGUCGAGAGUCGGGAAACCUUGCCGAGCUCCCCCUGUCAGCCCACUUGCUGGCACCAGUGCAACGCAUCUGCCGUUAUCCCCUACAUCUCAACGAGAUCAUUAAGUCGGCAUUGGUCAAAACAACGAAGGGAGCGGAUGAGUUAGACCGUGUUACCAAGCCAUCUCACUAUGAGGAACUUGACGUCAACGAACUCGACAUACCCGACUCUCAAGAUACUGUCAAUUUGGCUCUAGAGGCGAUGCGUGGCAUCACAGAGGCAGUAAAUGAGGGAAAACGCCACAGCGAAACGAUUGCAAGACACCAAGCCAGUUUCCAGAAUUUUAAGGGGCCGCCGCUACAUUUGCACAGCGCUCGUUUUUUUCUGCAGGUUGAUGCUACGAGACAAAAACAAAAUCUGUGGAACAGCAGCUACACGCUGUUCCUAUUCGAUAACCAGCUCGUAUACUGCAAACGAGAUAUUAUCAAACGCAGUCACUUCAUCUACAAGGGACGUAUUUUCCUCGACCGCUGUCGCGUCGUAAACGUAAGGGACGGAAAAAUGUUUGGACACACCAUAAAGAACUCGUUGCGCAUCUACAGCGAGUCGCGUGACAAAUGGUACGAUUUUAGUUUCCGGUCAGCGAAUCGGAAGCAUCGCUUCCUAAGCACCCUCGCUUUAGAGCGUCAGUUUGGUGGUAAAGCCUUAUACGUAUCGGAGAUGACAGGUUUUGAAUACAACUACGAGGAACGGCCUGGUGACUGUUCAGACCAAUCUGAUUAUGAGGCACAAGAGCUUGAAAUAGCAAUGGGGGCCACCAGUGGUGAGAGCUCUGUGCCAGAGUCACCUGCCAAAUCCACAUCGCGUUUGUGUGAGACCUUGCCCAAAAAAUCACAGUCAAGGGACGGAAUAUCCAGCGUAGACAACUCCCAAAUAGUGUCCACCACAUCAACAAGUUCGUUAGGAAGACGCCAUUUUGGCAAUUGGUUCCGCAAGCCAAAAAGCACCAACUGCACUCCGAGUCAGUCGCCGACGCAUAAGACGGGCUUUGAUGCAGAUGCGACUCUCACGGAAGCCCGGGUAGCCGCCAUGGAACUGGCUGAAGCUGCGGCAUCGCUAGUACCAACGGAUAGCUCCCUUGCGUAAUUGCUCGUCACAGUUAGAAACAAAUCAACAAUACGACUCACAAUUUUCAACAUACAAGACACAAAGAAAUGUAUUCGUAGAAGAAUACACGGUAAAAAAUAUUUGUUACAAUAAUAUUAAAUUGCCUUUAAUCAUAGUUCAGAAUGAGUAUUUAAUUCUGAAAGAGUUUUCUUGUGUUACCUUUUUUGUCAAUAUAAAAUAAUAAUUGUUUUUUGUUAAAUUUCUUUCCUUAAUGUCCUUGAAUAUCUGUAAAAGGAUUUGGUUACAGUACCAAAUAAUUCGGUUAUAAAUUAUUGUUUUACGACAAAUAACAAUACUAUUCUUCCGGCAUUUCAAUGCGGUUUUAUAAAAAUUUGUCGCCGACUGCUAGUCUAAAACCCUAUUACAUGUCCAUACUUGUAAUUCUAGGUUACGUGUUAAGUCGAUAAUAAAAACCCGUAAAUUAUUAACAUUUUUCUGUGUCAAUACGCCAGGUUGCUUAGAGACCUUCACAAGCUGAAUCGAAAACUACCCACAGAACCGAUAUUGAAAUGCGUUUACGAAACGUUAAUACAUUAAAAUAUGACACAUUUGAACAAGAUUAAGUACAUACUCAUUGUAUUUAACGUGCAUUGAGGCUUGUAUUUCCCAUGGCAUUUGUUAAUUUGUUAGGCCAAACCACUACGGCAUGUUUUCAAGAUAAAGUUUACGACCUUACAUAGUGAACAGAAGAUAUUAAUAAAGGUAGUAAAAUAUUAAUAAAGGAACAAUAUUAUUACAUAUGAACAAAUCGUUGUCAUUUUGAUAUGAAUAUUAUGUUUGGCAAAAAUUGGUUUAUUGUCAAUUUAAAGUCUUGAAAAUUAGGCAAUGUUAACAUUAUAAAAGCAAAAUGCGACAUUACAAUUGAGCGAAUUUAUUUUUUUCUAAAAAGAAUGUAUGUUGAAUAUAUCCGAUAAGCUUAUUAAUCAUUGCCUCCCCUAUUGGCAAGAAAUAUUUAGACAGUAUUAGUUGACAAAGAGAUAUAAAUUCAUUAAGCAAUUUACUAUAUAAUAGACUUUGCCAAAAAAUCGAAUUGAUUUUUGCAAAAGAAUUUCUUUUAAAAAUGAUAUACCACAAAUUCCCGAAGUCCGUACUUGCACUAUUGUACAACAUCAUGAACAACAGAUCAGGAUAGGGCAAUGGAUAAAAAUUAGAUUAGGAGCAAAACAACAAUGGAAAGGUCGCACUGUUUGUUAAGUUUUAAUGGGAUUAACGCGAUAUUACAAAAUAUGUAAAAACAUACAGAUUUGAGUUGAGCAAGUUGUAUUGGAUCGCGUAAACGUUUCACAGAAAUAACAUGUACCCUAACUGAAAAACCACAACUUUAUACAUUUAGCACCCUCAAAUAUGCUCUCUAUGCCAAAUAAAUAAAAAUAUAUUUAUCCAA
Drosophila eugracilis is the source of this 12295-nucleotide messenger RNA. RefSeq lists its product as uncharacterized. Gene Ontology annotation, cellular component: cytoplasm. Gene Ontology annotation, molecular function: guanyl-nucleotide exchange factor activity; protein binding. Bases 439 to 10890 code for a protein of 3483 amino acids. The record is from RefSeq and is a predicted model, not a curated record. The transcript is spliced from 16 exons. NCBI's taxonomy places the organism in Eukaryota, Metazoa, Arthropoda, Insecta, Diptera, Drosophilidae.